This is a messenger RNA of Galendromus occidentalis (western predatory mite), 705 nucleotides long. RefSeq names its product forkhead box protein E4-like. The transcript is spliced from 4 exons. Gene Ontology annotation, molecular function: RNA polymerase II cis-regulatory region sequence-specific DNA binding; DNA-binding transcription factor activity, RNA polymerase II-specific. The coding region runs from base 1 to 705 and encodes 234 amino acids. The record is from RefSeq and is a predicted model, not a curated record. NCBI's taxonomy places the organism in Eukaryota, Metazoa, Arthropoda, Arachnida, Mesostigmata, Phytoseiidae. Gene Ontology annotation, biological process: anatomical structure morphogenesis; cell differentiation; regulation of transcription by RNA polymerase II.
AUGAACCACCGCGUAUGGCGCCGUGAUCUCGACUUCCCGUGCAUGGACAACCCCAACUCGAGUGCGGCACUACAGGAAAAAUUUCCGCAGGAUUCCCGCCAGGAAGACAAACCCCCUUAUUCGUAUGUGGCUCUGAUCGAUAUGGCGAUAAAAGACAGCCCGAAGAAACGGCGGACUCUCAAUGAAAUCUACCGGUACAUCAUGAAAAGGUUCCCGUUUUAUAAGAAGGAGCGCAAGGGUUGGCAAAACUCCAUCAGACACAACUUGUCCCUCAACCCGUGUUUCAUGAAAAUCCCACGCGAAGGAGCGAGUGACGGGAAAGGCAACGAUUGGACGUUACACCCCGCGUUCCUCGAUAUGUUUCCUGACGGCAAUUACAAACGACGACGGAUGAAACGUCAACAAGGUCCCUUCCGCCUCAUGGACUACGCCGCCCACGGGCCGGUCGGCCAGCACGGACCCCCUCCCGCGUACCCGAUGUACCCACCAGAAGCAUAUCAAGGCUGCGUUCCUACGACUCUGUACGAAUAUUACAGGGAGCAGUCCGUUGUUGAGAACCAGCAGCAAUUAAUGGCUCCCCAGCCUCAAGGAAUGAUGACCACUGUGCAGAACCCGAGCUAUUUCUACAAUCAAACUUACCAAGUGAAACAAGAGGCGAUCCCCCCUCCCUGGUCCGACGUCAAGCAAGAAUACCCGUGCCUCUGA